ACCCUCCUCGCCAUGUCUAACUCAUCGACCGCAGCGAGUAUUGAGGACCAGCUGAAGGACCAAUGGAACGAUGUCCUGGGGCGCAUCUCCAGCAAACAGUUCUUCCAGUCGGACUGGGAUAUCGCCGCCUUUGUCAUUUUCUUCGCCUUCAUUGGGCUGAUUCUGCUGCUCUGUGUGCUGGUUCUCAUCCGAUGCUGCUGCUGCUGUUGCUGUGACUGUGACUCCCAAGUGGACAAGAGAAAAUACACACAGAAGGUUGGUGUGGAUAACCUUGCCAUGGAGCCAUAGCCCUGCCACCAAGGUUUGACAGACAGAGUCUGGAGCCGAUGAAACAGAGCCUUGGAGUUCCUGGAGUCUCCGCUGACUUUAUGAUGCUGCUGUUGUUUAUAUGAAGGAUAUCAUUUUAGAUUUAG
Messenger RNA from Nanorana parkeri, 413 nucleotides. RefSeq names its product small integral membrane protein 22 (gene SMIM22). The transcript is spliced from 3 exons. Lineage: Eukaryota; Metazoa; Chordata; Amphibia; Anura; Dicroglossidae. The record is from RefSeq and is a predicted model, not a curated record. The coding region runs from base 13 to 288 and encodes 91 amino acids. Gene Ontology annotation, biological process: regulation of cell population proliferation.